AUUCUUCUUCUUCUUCGGUUUUUUUUCUCUCUUCUUAUUCAUUUUUGUCCAUCUUUUUCGUAAUCGUCACAAAUCGGCUUGUAACAAGUAGGCAUGUUUAAAGUUUUACGAAUAAAAUUGUGCAUGGCGGACAUAAACUAACCGAGAGAGAGAGAAAAAAGAAGAAAGAAACAACCUCAAUUUCAUAGCAGCAAAAUUGAGUCGGGAAAAACUCGUGUGCUAACAAGAAAUACAUAGCAAUCAAUUCAAUGAAAACGUAGUUGAAAUCAAAAGUGAAAUUGAAACGAGUGAAACAAAUAACAUCAACGGUGUACGUUUAACCAUAGAGAAAUUAUUCAAUAUAAAGUUUUUUUAGCAUACUUACCAAACACACAUUUCAUUCGAUAAAAUUUACCCAUGAAAUUUUAUUUUGCCGACACAGCGUACGAAAAUUGGUCACAGAAAAUAGCGAAAGACAAAAAAAUCAAUAUAAUAUAGAAUUUGUAAUGUGACACGAGACAUUGCAAUUGAAACGAAAACUUAAGUGAGAAUACAUACACACGAAUCAUAAAAAAACCACUGUUGAAUUAAAUUGAAAUUAAAAAGAUCGAAUUUUUUUGCAAAAUAAAAUAUUAAGAUAUUGUAGAUGUGUAGACAGUAUAAAAAGUGUUGUAUGUAUUUAUGUUUGCGAAUGCAAAAAAAGAAAAAAAAUUCUGGCGCCGAAAAAUAGUAUACAUACUAAAAGCAGCAUUUAUCAGACACAAUGGGUGCAUAUUUAUCGGCACCACUUACUGAUAAAGAGUCUACUGAUGAGGCUAACGAAUAUUUAUCAUGCGGUGCGAGCCAAAUGCAAGGCUGGCGAAUGUCCCAAGAGGACGCUCACAUUUGUGCGUUGAAUUUUGAUACAAACACAUCAUUAUUUGCGGUAUUUGAUGGUCAUGGUGGAUCCGAAGUUGCGUUGUAUUGUUCACAGAAGUUGCCCGAUUUUUUAAAAAAUGUUGCUGCAUAUAAAAAAGGUGAAUUUGAACAAGCGCUAAAAGAUGCAUUCAUUGGUUUCGAUGCAACACUAGUCAAUGAAGAUGUUAUAGAAGAAUUGAAAAAACUUAUACCCGAUGACAAAGUCGAUGAAACGGACACAGAUGAUGAUGCCGAUGAAGAUGAAGAAAAUAUCCGUGAAUUGUAUAACGAAGGCCAUAUGCCUUUAAACGAAUUAUUGGAAAAAAUAAAAGAUCCAUUGGCAAAAGUAAAAGCCGGUGAAUCGUCGGGCACAUCAAAACCGAUGUCACCAUUCUUGCGUGGCCGGCGUAAUGGUAGCAGCAGUAGUGGUGCCGCCAGUGAUGGGGGUAGCAGCAGCGCUGGCGGUAGCAGUGGUGCGACCACCGAAAAUGGUGAAUGCUCUUCAGCAUCUGAUGCAACCAAAAGCAUUGCACCAAAAAAACUUGAUAGUUCAGAGGAAGAAGCAGUUUCAAGUUCAAGCGCUACUGUUGACAAGAAAUCAGAUACUACCAAAAGUGUAACGAAUGGUCCAUCGGACAAUGGUCCAUCAAGCACCGAAGGUGCGUCGAGCUCAGAACCAAACGAGCGAAACUCUUGUAACAGUCCAGACAGUUCGUCAAAUGCAAAUAAAUCAACCGAUGAAGAGAGCAAGAAUCAAAAAGAGUCGUCUUCAACAAGUUCAUUGGACGAAGAUUCCGAUGAAUCAGACCAAGAGGAAGAAGAGGAUGAUGUGGAUGAGGAGGAUGAAGAUGAAGCUGAUACCGAAGACGAAGAAUCAGAUGAGGAUCGUGAAGAAUACGAAGAAGAUGAUAAGUUUUUGAAUGGCAUGAUUGAAGGUCCUGGUUCAUCAUCUGGUUGUACUGCCGUUGUUGCAUUAUUACAUGAAAAUAUAUUGUAUGUUGCAAACGCUGGUGAUUCGCGUUGUGUGGUUUGUCGCGAUGGUAAGGCAAUGGAUAUGAGUUUCGAUCAUAAACCAGAAGAUACCGAAGAAUUGGAGCGAAUUCGUAAGGCGGGCGGACGUGUUACAAAGGAUGGGCGUGUUAAUGGUGGUUUGAAUUUAUCACGAGCAAUCGGUGAUCAUGCUUAUAAAACGAACGAAGAUCUGAAAGCCGAAGAGCAAAUGAUAUCAGCAUUGCCAGACGUGAAACGUGCAACGUUGAGUCCAAAAGAUGAAUUUAUGGUGUUGGCAUGCGACGGAAUCUGGAAUUCAUUAUCUAGUGAUGAGGUGGUUGAUUUUGUACGUACUCGAAUACAAAAGGGCGAAACGAAAAUGUCAGCCAUUUGCGAGGAAUUGUUCACAACGUGCUUAGCACCAAAUACAUGUGGCGAUGGUACUGGAUGUGAUAACAUGACCGCUGUUAUAAUUCAAUUUCAACCGUUGCUAAUGGAACGAUUUCCAGCGAAAAUUAUUGAAGACAAUUGUGCCGAUGAGUUAAUUACCUCCAAGAAACGUCGAGCUUCACCAACCAGCAACAACGAUGAACUGACCACAGACUCAUCCAAACGAAUUAAGACUGACGCUGAAGAAGACGCAGAUGCAUGAAACAACACUAAUGCAUCACACACACACACACACACCCACACACACACAUACAUAUAACAUUUAAUUAAGAUGAAGAAAGAAAAUGAAAUUAAAAAAAACAGCAACUAAAUAUUAAAUUGAAAAAAAAGAAGGUAAACCAAUUUCGUAUGGAAGAAAAAAAAAACAAAAUAAAUGUCAUUAAAUUUGAUUUUGAUUAAAUUGAAAGCGAAUUUGGAGAAAUAAGAAUCAGUCGAGUGUAAGCACAAACGCACUGAACAAACAAUAUGCAAAGUGCAUUUUUGAAAUCUAAAAUGAAGACAAACAAAUAAAAUAAUUCAUCAUUUAUUUUCAACCAAGAGAAAAAGUAAAAAACAA
This is a messenger RNA of Contarinia nasturtii (swede midge), 2872 nucleotides long. RefSeq names its product probable protein phosphatase CG10417. Gene Ontology annotation, molecular function: protein serine/threonine phosphatase activity; cation binding. Gene Ontology annotation, biological process: protein dephosphorylation. Lineage: Eukaryota; Metazoa; Arthropoda; Insecta; Diptera; Cecidomyiidae. The transcript is spliced from 11 exons. The coding region runs from base 743 to 2518 and encodes 591 amino acids. The record is from RefSeq and is a predicted model, not a curated record.